UGCAAAUGGCACUGUAAACAUUAAAGGUGGCUGCGGGUUAUCGCGAAAAUUGAAACAAACGCGGUUAUCUCACUUCGUGUAACGAAUGUCAGUUGUCGCCUGUCCGCGGAGGCUUGCUUUAUCGAUAAAAAGUGUCACGAGGAGCCGACGAUUUACGACCAAGAUUGGUAUCGGCGAAACAAAUGGUAUAACGGCAGACUGAUUCGCCAGAAAGAUUCGCCAUGAAGCCCGUAAUCACCCACGCGUUGCGGUGAAAUUCUAGCUGACCUCAUAUAAAAUUCAAAACUAACGUGAGAGACGAUCUAUUGUAACGAGACUUGCUGAACGUCAACACCUUCAAUAGAAGUUGGGAAAAAUACGAUGACAUUAGGGAUUCCUUUGCACAAUAACGAAGUUGAGACCUUAACGAAGUAUCUUACAAAAUUAUUGUCGGCAAAAAAUUAUUCAGCCCAGGUUGAAUCAGUUUUAUUUGCACUAACUGGCUUACCACACACCCAAACGUCCAAGAAAUUUCAGACGUUAUUCGUGUUAAUAAACGAAGAAAUAGAGAACAUGAUGUGCUGCGACCAAGUGCUUAAAAAACCGCCGGCGCAUAUUCAGACAAAGACUCUCCUAAAUCUCGUGAGUAAUUUUAUUCGCGAAUGGGGAGAAAGACCAUGGGAAACACGAUCCCACGAAUCCCAUUUAAAAAUCUGCAAAUUCUGCGACAGCAAUAUCAACGACGAGACUCGGCGAUACGCGAAAAAAUAUUGUUGCGCUGAAGCCGAAUAUCUUGAUCGACCGUCAAAGGAAUGGCUUUCAUUGCACGCGCCAUAUGUUACGUCCAAAUUGGACUCUGCCGUUUCCACUGACGCCGGAUGCGAAGUUAAUUUUUCCAGUAGGAGUACUCCGCAAAACAGGGACCCUGCAGGAAUCCACAACAACGAUACAGAGCUACGAUUAAUUGCCGACAAUCGGGAUGACACAAGCACGAUAUUCGAGAAUCGCAAGAAUCACAUUGGCAGCUGGAUGAAGACAAACCCGAGCACUUCGAAAGCGUACGGCAAGCGUCAACGCAACGUUCCAGACGCUUCAAGAGAAGCCGACUCGAAAAGAAUCGGGCGGUCGAUCGGAUCGGGCAUCGAAACUAAUCGCCGUGACGGAACCGUCGACGAAGAUCUAUCGGAAGCGAACGGAAGUAGUCGUUCACUUGGGCGCGGAAAAACCGAAACGUCGGCAGGUGGAGCACGUAGGGACGGCGGUACAAGAAAUACCGACACGGUGGCAGAAAGAAUACGCGGGAAACGUGACAAUAAUCCGCAUCAGCGCGAACUCGGCGAGGUCGAAGAUAAGAACCGGCAAGAUCGCCGCCGCUCGGCUCAACGUGAUGUGCAAGAAGAAACGAACAGAUCGCAGAUCAAUCCUUAUCAACAACGCCGCGGGGAAGAACGCGAGACGCGAUUGUCCGAUAGCGGCGCGGAGAAGAUCGACCGAUUGGAUCGAGUCGUGGAGAAGAGCGGCACGAUGGAGAUAUCGAGGAAGCCGGCCAAAGGGCUCGCGCGGGAUGAGCAUGGUCGACGCGAUCGACACGAAAACGAGGAAAACCCAGUUGCUCGUGGAGAUUGGAAGAAAGAAGAGAAGGAUAAGGAUGAGGGAGCAGAUACGCCGCUUCUAAGUAAGAAUAAAGGGCCAGGAAGUAAGAGAACGUUGGAUUCGGCUGGUGACGCGAAAAAGGGACGGUCUACCCUUAAUGAAGAGGGAGGGCUUCCUGCGAGCAACAGAAAGCGCAAAGAUGCGUCGUCAACCGACGGAGGAAGCGAGGAGGCGAGAAAAUGGGCAGCUAACCCUUCAAAUCCGAUCGAGUACCAAUUAUCGAACGUGCACUUUGUGGAGCUCGGCUGGACCCGAUUGCCGGUUACCAAAAUCAUGAGGAAGAUCGUGCGAUAUGAAGCCAGACCGGCGAAGCCCGAUUGGUUCAAAAAAUACCGGCGCAGAGGCACGGAAUAUUACGACGACGGAUUAACGCCGUUUUCGAGAUUCCAUCCCGAUGGUUCUGGCGAGUUGUUUUAUCCCAACGGCGUAUUGGCCGUCAGGGUCUACAGACCGGAAAAUCGGAAAUGUAAUUGA
Wasmannia auropunctata (little fire ant) is the source of this 2106-nucleotide messenger RNA. RefSeq lists its product as uncharacterized. Lineage: Eukaryota; Metazoa; Arthropoda; Insecta; Hymenoptera; Formicidae. The transcript has 8 exons. The coding region runs from base 361 to 2106 and encodes 581 amino acids. The record is from RefSeq and is a predicted model, not a curated record.